Messenger RNA from Oncorhynchus keta (chum salmon), 3735 nucleotides. Its product is annotated as GTPase IMAP family member 8-like. The transcript is spliced from 10 exons. The record is from RefSeq and is a predicted model, not a curated record. Gene Ontology annotation, molecular function: GTP binding. NCBI's taxonomy places the organism in Eukaryota, Metazoa, Chordata, Actinopteri, Salmoniformes, Salmonidae. The coding region runs from base 81 to 3179 and encodes 1032 amino acids.
GGAGGGUGUACUAGGUAGACCGGUGACUCCCUAAUACCGACACUCCUUAAUCCAUGUAGUUUGGCUGUAUUUAGAGGUUGAUGAGGAAGGAUAGGUGUUGCCAUAACAGACUGAUAGAGGUGAGGAGGGUUACACAGGAGAGACAAGCCGGUUCAGAGCGACUGGGUUCAUCUGAGAGAAGGAAGGAGAAGACACAGGGAUACAGACAGAAAACCCAGCAACCCGUUCCAACAAACUCCUACCUGGCUAUGACUGACGUCCUCCCCGGCAGCCAUGCCAGAACUCCAGAGCCAGAGCUCCGCCUGGUCCUCCUCGGGACCAUCGGCUGUGGCAAGACCCUGUCAGGAGACACCCUCCUGGGCCAGUCCUCCUCCGGCUCUCCUUCCUCCUCUGGUUCUUCCCCCAGGCUUUGCCAGCUGAGGCCUGGGGCCUCCGAGGGCCGGAGGUUGACCGUGGUGGAGGCCCCUCGCUGGUACUGGAGCGGGGGCCACAUGGAGGCUGGGGUGAGGAAGGAGACAGAGAGGGUACUUGAGCUGGCUGCCCCGGGGCCACACGCCUUCCUGCUGCUGGUUCCUGUCGGCCAGUUCACAGAGGUGGAGCACAGAGUGCCCGCUGAGCUGGAAGAGGUGUUUGGGGAGGGGGUGUUGAAACACACCCUGGUGCUGUUCACCUGUGGAGACUACCUGAUGGGCCAGGGGGCGGGGCAGUACCUGGAGGGAGAGGACCCUGGGCUCAGGGAGGUGAUUGACAGGUGUGGGGGCCAAUACCACGUCCUCAACAACCGCCGACCGCAGGACAGGGAGCAGGUCAGGGAGCUGCUGGAGAAGGUGGAGGACAUGGUACAAAAGAACAGAGGAUGCUACAUACGACAAAACACCCUGCAGAGAGAGAUGGAAGAACAAGGGAGGGAGAGAGAGAGGGAACUGAAGGAGAAGGUGGAAGAACAAGGGAGGGGGAGAGAGAGGGAACUGAAGGAGAAGGUGGAAGAACAAGGGAGGGAGAAAGAGAGGGAACUGAAGAGGUACAAAGUGGAGGAGAAAGAGACUGUGCUGGAAUCUAGACACGUCACAAACACAGAGACACGCAGAUAUUGUGGAAGCCAGAGAAGAGAGGUUACACCUAACUCUGCUAUAGAGAGGAGAAGAGAGGAAGAGAGGGAAGAGAUCAAGAGAGGGGAAGAGAGUGAGGAGAUGGAAAACUGGAAGGAAGAGAUGGAGAAGAUAAAGAGGGAUGAGAGAAGGAAGAGCAGGAAAGAGAAGGAAGAGAUGGAGAGAAAAAUAGAGGAAGAGUGGGAGAAGAGAAGAAAAGAUGAGAUGGAGAAGAGAAGGAAGAGAGAGAGGGAACUGAAGGAGAAGGUGGAAGAACAAGCGAGGGGGAGAGAGAGAGAACUGAAGGAGAAGGUGGAAGAACAAGCGAGGGGGAGAGAGAGAGAACUGAAGGAGAAGGUGGAAGAACAAGCGAGGGGGAGAGAGAGGGAACUGAAGGAGAAGGUGGAAGAACAAGCGAGGGGGAGAGAGAGAGAACUGAAGGAGAAGGUGGAAGAACAAGCGAGGGGGAGAGAGAGGGAACUGAAGGAGAAGGUGGAAGAACAAGCGAGGGGGAGAGAGAGGGAACUGGAAUCUAGACGCGUCACCAACACAGAGACACGCAGAUAUUGGGGAAACAGGAAAAGAGAGGUUACACCUAACUCUGUUAUAGAGAGGAGAAGAGAGGAAGAGAGGGAAGUGAUCAAGAGGAGAAGGGAAGAGAUGGAGAGGAAAAGAGAAGAAGAGAUUGAGAGGAGAAGGGAAGAGGGGGAAGAUAUGGAAGAGAAAGUGACUGUGAAACCCUUGGUUAACUGUCUUCAAUCAACACCAGCACAACAGCAGCAGUCAAAAAAAACCCAGAAUGGUGGUCCAGCACUGUUCACAAGGAUCCCUAGUUUCCAUCUGACUGAAGAGGGCGAUAUACUCUCACAGCUGUCCGAAAUCGAAGCAAAACCAGCCCAGAAAGUUGUUAAUACCUUCUGCCACAGAAUCAACAGCAUUGGAGAGAAGACAACCACCUCCUCCUCCUCCCAGUCAGAGUUGCGUGUGGUUCUGCUGGGUAGGUCAGGGUCAGGGAAGAGUGCAGCAGGUAAUAUCAUACUGGGGCGGGAGGAGUUUGUGUCUCGACCAGACAUUACCACAGCCGUCACUCAGGACUGUCAGAAGAGCAGGGCCCUCGUUGCCGGGAGACGGGUGGCAGUGGUGGACACUCCAGACUGGUUCCGCUCCGAGCACCCUCCCGAUGUGGUCCGCUCCCAGCUGUCGUCCUGUGUGGCCCUCUCGGCCCCUGGCCCCCACGCCUUCAUCCUCUGUGUCCCCGUAGACCAACCAGCCCAGGCAGAGCUGCAGGCUCUAGGGGCCCUAGAGAAAGUCUUUGGUCCCGGGGCGGUCCGGACCCACACCCUGGUCCUCUUCACUCACUCCGAUCGGUUGAAGGAGAGCGGGAAAGUGGGAGUGGAAGGAGUGGAGAAGUAUAUCUCCAGCCAGAGGAGAGAUUUGUUAGAGUUGGUUAAACGAUGUGGGGAUCGGUAUCAUGUGAUGGAGAGAGGGAGCGGAGGAGAAGGCGAGGAGGAGAGGAAGAGGAGGAGUGUGGGGGAGUUAUUGGAUAAGGUGGAGCAGACGGUGAGAGAGGGAGGAGGAGAGUGUUUCUCCUGUCCGCUCUUCCAGGAGGCGGAGGAUAGGGUGAGACAGAGACAGGAGGAGAUAGUGAGGGGAAGAGGAGAGGAGGUGAAGAGACAAGCGCUUCAUUCCUACUCCAUGCAGCCCUUGAGAGAGACAGAGGAAGAUGAGGAGGAGAAUGAGAGAACGAGAGAGGAGGCGGAGAAGAGUGUGAGCGCCCUGGAAUUGGAAAAUCUUCCCUCGCUCUCGUCCUCUCCUGCAUGGUAUUCGUCGCUCCUUCGCUCGGUGUGGGAGAAGGUGGGGGCGGGAGCGAGUAAGGUCCCCAAGCUGACGGCUGGAGGUGCGCUGCUGGGUGGGGUGGUGGGCGUGUUCUUUGGAGGGCCCAUAGGGGGAGCUAUAGGGGCCACUGCUGGAUCUGUGGUCACUGAGGUGGGGAGAAGGAGGUUUAGCCAGACAAAGAACUCAGCAGAAGAGACAGAUGCCACAGGGAGAAUAGAAGGAGAAAUCUUGGACAAGGUGUUGAAAACAGAGUGAGAGAGUCAGAUCCGCACACGUUGAUAUGGAUGUACAGUACAGCAUGUUAUGAGAGAUUAUUUGAUAGGUUUCUACCUAUGAUAUAUAUCCACCUGUGACCGUGCAGACGUUGUAUAUAUCUGUGAUUAUAAACUGGGUUGGUCGAGCCCUGAAUGAUGAUUGGCUGACAGCCAUGGUAUAUCAGACAGUAUACCACGGGUAUGACAAACAUUUAUUUUUACUGCUCUAAUUACAUUGGUAACCAGUUGAUAAUAGCAAUAAGGCACCUCGGGGGUUUGUGAUAUAUGGCCAAUAUACCAUGGCUAUAUACCACGUUGCGUCGUGCCUAAGAACAGCCCUUAGCCGUGGUAUAUUUUCCAUAUACCACACCCCCUCGGGCCUUAUUGCUUAAACAUAAUGUUGGUAAUAUUGUAUAUCUGUGAAUAUAAUGUUGGUAACAUUGUACAACAUAUACUGAUGUUUAAGUUGUUUUGCAGCAAAUACCGGUUCUCAUUGACUAUUUCAAUGUUUUGUUGUAUUUCUUUUCCAGCUAUUACAAUUAUGACUUGUUAAAUAA